Fomitopsis serialis is the source of this 1197-nucleotide messenger RNA. RefSeq names its product kinase-like domain-containing protein. Bases 1 to 1197 code for a protein of 398 amino acids. Lineage: Eukaryota; Fungi; Basidiomycota; Agaricomycetes; Polyporales; Fomitopsidaceae. Gene Ontology annotation, molecular function: protein kinase activity; ATP binding. The record is from RefSeq and is a predicted model, not a curated record. Gene Ontology annotation, biological process: spliceosomal complex assembly; protein phosphorylation; regulation of mRNA processing. The transcript is spliced from 6 exons.
AUGACCACCGCUCCUGGCUUCGACAACGACUACUUCCCUGCUCGCCUCAAUGCCCCGCUGAAAGCUGGCCGCUAUAAGAUUCGCCGUAAGCUCGGCGAGGGCGUGUCCUCGUCUUCUUGGAUUGUCUACGACGAGGAUGGCGAGCGAGGCUACAAGUACCUCGCUGCCAAGAUUCUGACCGUCGACGCCACAAAACGACAUGGCACGGGCCAGAUGCGCGAGCUCGAGUUCAUGAAGGAGAUCAGAGGGUGGAAAGACUCUGACCACCUUCCCCUGCUACGUGAUCACUUUGUUGAGCGUGGCCCGCGGGGCGAACAUCUGUGUCUGGUCAUGGACCUUUACAGCACCUCUGUCUCGGCCCUGCGUCGUUCAGCACCUCACAAGGCGCUGCCGCCUUACAUGACGCGAAACAUUAUCAUGAUGCUGGUGGAAGCUCUCGUCCAGCUGCACUCAAUGCGCAUAGUCCACACAGAUGUGAAGCUAGACAACCUCCUCUUCGGCAACUCGCUUUAUUACUGGGAAGAGGACCUCGACCGCUUCCUCGAGGCAAACCCAGCCGAGACAGACGGUAGCUUCGAGCUUGACGGCGAGAGCUACCCCCUCCUCAAGUCCCAACCAAUCCCACACGGCUAUUCCUGGGAUACCAACGCGUUCGAAGCCGAGUUGAUGCUCAUCUACCUAGUGGACUACGGCCAAGCCCAGCGCGCGGGCGAGCAGCCUACGACCGACUGCUUCAGCGCGUACGCCCUCCGCGCCCCGAAGUUAUUCUCCAGUCUGACUUUGGGCCAGGACUGGACAUCUGGGCCGUCGGCUGCAUUGUACGCUCCUACGUUCGAGCUCCUUGUGGGCCGCUGGCUCUUCCACCCGGAAGAGGGCGAGGACUGGAGUGUGGAGGACGACCACCUCGCGAAGAUGAUGGAGAUGACCGGCCAACGCUUCCCCGCGCCGAUGCUCGAACGUGCGAAGCGGCGAAAGGAGUUUUUCGAUGACGAUGGCAACCUCCUGCGCAUUUCGGAGCUCAUACCGAGCAGUCUGGAAACCGCCAUGGCGAACUACAAGGUACCGGGCCUCUCGGAGGACGAGAUCAAGAAGGCGGCGGACUUCAUCCGCGCCUGUUUGCGUUUCGACUACUCGGAACGUGCCACGGCGGAGGAGUUGCAAGAUCACGCGUUCCUGGCAGACGCGUUCAAAUGCUAG